Molecule: messenger RNA, 2106 nt
Organism: Phymastichus coffea
Lineage: Eukaryota; Metazoa; Arthropoda; Insecta; Hymenoptera; Eulophidae
Exons: 1
Coding region: 1-2106 (701 amino acids)
Molecular function (GO): zinc ion binding
Source: RefSeq, a predicted model, not a curated record
AUGGAAGAAGAAAUUAAAAGAAAAAAAUAUCAGAAGUGUGCAGGAUGCGAUAUAUAUUUACACAAAGCUUCUGGAUACAUAAAAACAUUGGAUACAGAGGACGACUUAUCAAAUUUUCUUCAAGCGUUUGGCAAAAACGUAGAUAUGAAUGUGGAAUUAUGUUCAAAAUGUUAUUCAAAGCUUCGAUUAGUUUCACAUCAGAAGAGCAAGCAAGAUCCAUCUAAACAAGAAACUCCUGAAUCUUCUAUUGACUCUCAAUUCGCAUCAUCAUCGCAAUCAUCAUCCAUGGAUGGGUCACAAGUUGUAUAUCCAGAACCAAAACCACAAGAACCGGUAGAACUAAUUGAGAUGCCGAUUCAGAGAACAAUAUGUACUCAUGCAUAUUGUUUCUUAUGUAAGCUGCUUUCGGGAAUAAUUCAAGUUCCAGUUGAAGCUCGCAUGCAAGUCUACGCUCAUAACAGAAUAUAUAUACCAGCUGGUAAUAGAUGUUGUCGUAAACAUCUUAUUAAAAACCGUUUUUAUCAAGAUGAAUUGGAUAAUAUUAAAGUUCAUUCAUCAACUAGCACAAUUACCGUAACAGAGUUAUCAAAACUGUUGGAACAGUUAUCAGUUAGAGUAGAUGCUGAAAUUCAUGAUAAAGUUGGAGAUUUCACUUUUCCGGAGGAACGGCUAAUAGUACUGACUGGGUUGACUUGGGAAAACAUAAUUGAAUUACGUGGUAUGAUGACAUCUUUAAGAGAUUCAGUCUCUCGGAAUGUGACGCAAGCUUUAGUCGUUCUGUUGUUUAAAUUGGUCAGUGGUAAUUCGAACAAAAUUAUUUGCGCCGUUCUAGGACUCGAGCGUGAUCAACAAGUAUCUGAUUUUUGUAAUUCCAUAUUGACAUCUUUUGAAAAAGAUGUACUACCUACACGUUUUGGAAUAGGAGUGAUCAGUAGAGAAGAGUUAAUAAACCAUAAUACUCCAGUUACUAAAGCACUACAUGACAUCAAAGAUAAUGAAUUGGCAUUAAUUGCAGAUGGAACUUACCUUCGACACGAAAAAAGUUCGAAUAAUAACUAUCAAAGAAAGUCUUUUUCCGGACAAAAAAAAGUACCAUUGUGCAAGCCGUUCACAAUAUGUACUUUAGAUGGGUAUAUUGUUGACUCUGCAGGUCCAUUUAAGGCUAAUCUCAACGAUGCUCAAAUAAUGGAAUGUUUGAUGCAAGAUCCUAACGGUUUGCGAAAGUUAAUGCAAAAAAAUGAUCUAUGGGUCGUUGAUAGAGGCUUUCGUGACGUUAAAGAAAAACUUGAAACAUUAGGAUUCAAAGUUUUAAUGCCAGCACUUAAAGGUAAACGUAAUCAGUUAACAGCAGAUGAAUCUAACCACAGUCGUUCUGUUACUGCUAUACGUUGGCCAGUUGAAGUGGUACAUGGUGUCAUUGGGAAUAAAUACAAAUUGCUUCGACAUAAGUUCUACAACACAAUGUUGCCGAAAGCUGGUCUCUAUUGCAAAGUAGCUUGUUUUUUACAGAACAAGUUUGGAAAGCGUUUUAUAACUGACCCAUCUUUAACAGAUGAAAUAGUCUCGCGUAUGAUUGAACAGAGAAAUUUGGAGAAUACUUUAGCUUCAGAAGUUGAAACUGGUCACUGGAGUAGGAGAAAAAUACCUUUCCAGUUAAUAACAUCAGAUCAACUGUUAGACUUUCCAGAAUUGACAGAAAGAGAUUUAAAAAUAUUUUUCACUGGGACGUAUCAAUUGCAACAGUCCAUAUCUUACCUGGCAGAAAUGAUGGACGAAGAUAACAAAAUUGAACUUUACUAUUUAAAAGAAACAAAUGAAAUUCUGAAAGUCCAAGUGAGAUCGAGGCACGUCAGUCGAAAAACAUAUAAUUCUUACAUACACUACCGACCAAAUUCUAUAGGCUAUAAGGGCAUUAGGAGACACUACUGCGAAUGCGCAAAUGGUAACCGCACUAUUGGUUGCUGUGCUCACAUUGCUGCUGUUAUUUAUUACCUUUCGCAUGGUAGAUAUCUUUCCAAAAUAGUAAAGCCUGCAGAAAUCUUGAGCUCUAUUUUUGCCGUUGAAAAAGUAUCAGCCGUCAUCAACGACGACAGCGACGAAGAUUGA